AUGACGGAGCGCGAGUUCGCCAAUAUGUUCCUCUUUGCGCGAGGGUUCGAGGCCUCGACGCUCAAGAUUCCAAGCGGCAGCGGGCCGUCAUCGAACGGCCAACCAGGCAAAAUCAAGCAGACGAUUGGCUUCGCCAAGUUUAGAACUAGGGCAGAGGCUUUGGAGGCGAGGGAUGCGCUCAACGGCAAGAAGAUUGACGCAGAGAGAGGUUGCGUACUCAAGACGGAGAUGGCAAAGAAGAAUCUGCAUACAAAGAGAGCAGCAGGGCCAGAAGGGGAGCAGCAGCCGCCUUUGCGUGGCGCACAACCGCACUCGACUGCUUCGACGUCCCCCAAGUCCCCCAUGGAACUUCCGAGCCCAACCUCGCGCUCCUUUUCCAUCGACCAGAAUCCACCCUGCGGUACCCUCUUUGUCGGCAAUCUACCCGGCAGCAUCUCUCCCUCCGCCUCUGCCUCGCUCGAGGACCAAUUGCGGCAACGUUUCGUCGCCUGCCAGGGAUAUCGUCAGCUCUCGUACCGCGUCAAGAACAACGGUCCUAUGUGCUUCGUCGAGUUUGACGACGUCCAGAACGCAGCUCGAGCUCUGGCAGAGGUAAAUGGCGAUACGAUGGGAGGGACAGUCAAGAAUGGCGGGCUACGCUUGAGCUUCUCCAAGAAUCCACUCUUC
Jaminaea rosea is the source of this 666-nucleotide messenger RNA. RefSeq lists its product as hypothetical. NCBI's taxonomy places the organism in Eukaryota, Fungi, Basidiomycota, Exobasidiomycetes, Microstromatales. The record is from RefSeq and is a predicted model, not a curated record. The transcript is spliced from 3 exons. The annotation marks the transcript as partial. Gene Ontology annotation, molecular function: mRNA binding.